Molecule: messenger RNA, 1211 nt
Organism: Cryptococcus deneoformans JEC21
Lineage: Eukaryota; Fungi; Basidiomycota; Tremellomycetes; Tremellales; Cryptococcaceae
Exons: 5
Coding region: 124-1140 (338 amino acids)
Source: RefSeq, a predicted model, not a curated record
UAUAGCGCUAUUGCGAGCCCUCCCACCAUGUUCCAUAUACAACUUCAUUUUAACGUCCCAUGUUUGACUGCGAUCUAUCUCUUGUGCUGUUCAACCAUUGUUACUGCUGCUUCAUCCUAAACCAUGAUGGAGUUGCCCCAGCCCAACACUUUCGUCUAUCGAACAGUCCACCAGCCUGAGCCAGCAGGAACGCUGCAGCUCAAAGUGGAUGUUUAUUCUCCUCCGGAAGCAACUGACAAUGAGUCACCUAUUCUGGUAUAUUUUCAUUCAGGUGGCCUGACCGCCGGCUCUCGUCAACUAAACUCAUGGUUCCCGACUUGGAUUUUGGAUCACGCAUUAUCCCUCGGCUUCACUUUCGUCAUACCCGACUACACCCUUCUCGUGCCGGGUAAUGCCCAUGACCUGCUCGAAGACGUGAAGGUGUUGACAAAUUGGUUACAUACUCAUCUGAACAAGGCACUUCAAGAUGCAGGCUUGCGCGAUGUCCGUACUGAAGACAUUGUGGUGGUUGGGCAAUCAGCAGGUGGAUACCUCGCCUAUCUUAUGUCGAUUCAUAUCAAUCCACCACCCAAAGCCGUUGCUAUCUUUUACGGAAUGGGAGGAGACUUUCUGUCGGAUAUGCACAUCGUGCCAAAAAAGGAAAAAUUUCAGCAUUGGGUCCCAUUCCUGACUGAUUCAAGGCCCUUUGAGACUUUGGAAAAUCGCGGGCGGGAGGAAGGGAUCAUCCUCGGUUGUUCAACAGAAGAUGAGACCAGAGUUCAAUUUUUCUCGUGGAUGUUGCAGAAUGCCAUUUUCCUCGAUAGGCUACUUGGUAUCCCCGGCAUCAGCGCUGAAUUAAGUAUCAUGCCGAGGGCAGAACGCGAGGCGUAUAUUAUUCACCGUGCAGGUCGGAAGUUUCUACCGCAGCUUUUGAUUGGUCCCGAUUUCCCCCCUUCCUACUUAGUACACGGAGGAGCAGAUACAGCUGUACUGGUCGAAGAAAGCCGGAAUGUUGUCCGCAAACUGGAAGAAUUUGGGGUAGAGCAUAUUUACCAAGAAUUUGAGGACCUUGAACAUGGGUUUGACUGGCAUGAUUGUCCGCGGAGACCAGAGUUGGAUGACGUUGUUCCUUUUCUAUUGCGGCACGUCAAUAGUGGUUGAACGAUAUUUCAUAGUAGCAGUGAUGAGUGGCCCGGGGUAGUCAGAUGAUGAGAUCCUCCUAAAAAUAUGCA